Fusarium tjaetaba is the source of this 2172-nucleotide messenger RNA. RefSeq lists its product as uncharacterized. Lineage: Eukaryota; Fungi; Ascomycota; Sordariomycetes; Hypocreales; Nectriaceae. The transcript is spliced from 4 exons. The coding region runs from base 1 to 2172 and encodes 723 amino acids. The record is from RefSeq and is a predicted model, not a curated record.
AUGGCAAACUCCCCGCCACUGACGAAAUCGGCUCCUGGGAGCAACGAACAGGAGAUCAUCUCCAUGAGUACCCCUGGAGAUUCUACUUAUCGUCUUUCAUCAAAGAAGGUAUUUAACCCAGCUUCCAUUCGCAUGGAAGAUGGCUACAACGAGAACUAUCUCGAGCCCACAAUAGCGGCUCUCAAAGAGAUACCAGAUCUUAUUUACAAGGAACUUGAAAUCAUGUUUUUCGAGGAUGCCGCAGCAAAUAUACGGAUGUGUUCAGAUCUCAAGAUUGGAUGGCGCGCAGAUCACUGCAUGACAGUAAUCAACACACCACGGGUUUCAGAGCUUAUAGUUGGACCCUAUCAUCUUGACGACUGGUCAAAUAAACAAGUAAUGGUCUAUUUUGAACAUGAGUCAGCCGACAUCUUGGACAGCCAAAGGAUAGCCAGGUAUAUAUUCCGAGCGUGGUUACGACUCCACAACGGCCGACCAUUCUUCCAGCGCGGUGGCUUUUUCGGAAAACCUUUACUCUUGACAGAACAUGGCCCUCAGAAUCUUGAACAGCUCUCGGCCUCUCAUGCAGAUCUCUCUGAAUACGUAUCCACUCAUGUAGAGCACUUGGUGGAGUUUAAGCAUGGGAGAAACUGGCGUUCUAGUUACCCAGGAGAACAACCACCUAAGGACGAAACCCCAGGCGACAUACGAUCUUGGCAGGAGCAUGGCUACCACAUGUCCCAUCUGUUCCGCGCUCUGUAUCUGGUUGUUGACGAGCAGUCGAUGAUAGUGAAGGCAGCCCCAUACUACAACACAAAACGGUUGAAAAGCUGGGACAGGAUUCACGACAUGGAACGCCCUGUGGAGAGACAGCUGGCUAAAUGUACAAUUCUCCUGGUCAAAACGGGGGAUGAUGCACAUCUGUCAUCACCCAUUAGUUUUCUCCCUCUGUUCGAGGCAGGGCUAGCGUCCAACGUGAACCGCGACGACUACUCUGGCGGUUCUGGAGACGAAGAAACUGCCGUUAGAGUGAGUCUCGACGUCGCGGUUCGUUUUGUGUGGGAUUUGCUGCAAAGGGAGAAGGAGGUCUUUAAUGAACUGGCCAAGAGAGACCAAGUGUUGGAACAGGAACAAAAUAAUCGGUUUCAAGAUUGGCUGAAAGAUAUGGUGUCUCAUUCUGAGGAAGUGGGAAUGGAUCAUAACCUCUAUAUGUGGUUUGCCUGCCGUCGUGCUCUUGCGAGGGCAAAUAACGAGGCUUUUGACGAAAACCAGUCAACAAGCAAGAAAAUCUUUCACUCUUUUGUUUUUCUCCCUCAAGCAUCUCUUUGUGAUCUCUGCUUCCGCCCUCUCUUCAAUUCUUCGCUGCGUCUUCGCCGCGGUCUUUUCCCCUUUCCAACUCUUCAAGCGUUCUUUAUCUUCGCCAACACCUUCGCGAUGGCUUCGCUCGAUCACAUCGCGACCGUCUUCUCUCAGUACAAGUACAAUCAGAAAGUCGGCUUCGAAGGCGUCAAUGGCAUACCCUGCCUGGGCUGUGUUUCAAGCAUCGAUCUUGAUGUUCGCUGCGUCUGUAUUGCGGAAUGUAACAGCAAAAGCGUCAUUUGCAUUCUCUGCCACGACAAAAGCAAGGCCUGUGGCUCGAUCCCUUCCGAGCUUCUCGGAGCGGCCCAAUGGUACCGGAACUUCAUUGCCUGUCGGGCUCACCGUGAUCCCAAAUUGGGAGAUAGCCGGGAGGUUUCACCUGCGUUAACCGGACAUGAGCUCUGGCAACUCCGUCGUGCUCUUGAUGAUUACGGGCCUGCGUGGAGACAACUGGAGAUGCAUCUCAUGAACUCAAACAACGUCGAAAUCAUGGCUCUUCAAGAGGCAAUUGCAAACCGUGAGAUUCUCACUCUCUCCAUACUUCAAUCUGCCGGCCUCAUCACCAACCAAGAACUCCAGCGCCGCAUUACCGCUGCUGGGCCACCUUACGCUCGCCCCAGCGGCUGUGUUCAAACUCUUCGAAACGCCUUUCGUCUCUUGUCCGGUUUUGAUAGGGUGGCAGUGCCAGCUGGUAAGGAACACAGGUAUGACUCUCUGCCUCGCGACAUCCCUCAGAGGGUCAUCAAAAGGUUGGUAUUUCUUCACCUUUGUCCAGCCCCUCGCGGUUUAGUCGUCCACUCUGGCGGCAUGCCUGUUCUCGAUGGUCAAAUGUGA